AUGGACAAUGCAUCUUUGGAAAGCCGUUUAUAUGAAGAAGCUCGUCAGUUCAACGAUAUCAUUCAAUUUCCCUUCACUGACAGUUACUACAAUCUGACGCUGAAAUCACUGGCCGUCCUGCGGUGGACAUCGUUGCACUGCUCCCGGGCCAAAUUCAUUCUCAAACUAGACAAUGACUGCUACGUCCGGGUGAAGCCUUUUAUUGACCAGUUGAAAGCACUUUCAACUGACGCACUGUACGGCCUCAAUCGCCGCAAUGACCCGGUCCUCCGGUCGGGCAAGUGGGCCAUCGAUCAGUGGUACUACCCGUACACUGUUUACCCGGCCUUUCAUCCAAGUGCCUAUCUCGUUCCUGGAACACUGGCACUUCCGCUGUACGAGGCGCUGCUCAGCAGCCCCCAGACUGACAUUAUACCUGCUCUUCCCUUUGAGGACGUCUACGUGACUGGAAUCCUAGCGGAGAGGCUCCGCCUGCCUCGGGCCAUUUUUCCCGGUAUGGGCGUGCUCUUUGACCGCCGGUACUCCUUCUUGAACUUGAUACAAUUUGGCAGUAAUGACCGGGAAGAUGUGCGGCUUCUGCGGACGCUGACGAUUGCCGCUGAGACGAUUGGCGACGAUGAUUUGAGGAGAAUUUGGCGGCAGAUUGGCGCUGAUUGA
This is a messenger RNA of Rhagoletis zephyria (snowberry fruit fly), 657 nucleotides long. The record is from RefSeq and is a predicted model, not a curated record. NCBI's taxonomy places the organism in Eukaryota, Metazoa, Arthropoda, Insecta, Diptera, Tephritidae.